Messenger RNA from Peniophora sp. CBMAI 1063, 471 nucleotides. NCBI's taxonomy places the organism in Eukaryota, Fungi, Basidiomycota, Agaricomycetes, Russulales, Peniophoraceae. The record is from the annotation of a GenBank genome assembly.
AUGAUGAAUUAUAUCUUGCUUGUCUCGCGCCAAGGCAAAGUGCGACUUGCGAAGUGGUUCACGACAUUGCCCCCAAAGGCGAAGGCGAAGAUCGUGAAGGACGUCACCCAACUAGUACUCGCAAGACGGACUCGGAUGUGCAACUUCUUGGAGUAUAAAGAUACUAAGGUGGUGUACAGGAGAUACGCAAGCCUCUUCUUCGUCUGCGGCAUUUCCUCUGGCGAUAACGAGCUCAUCACGCUUGAAAUCGUCCACCGAUAUGUCGAAGUGCUGGAUCGCUAUUUUGGAAAUGUUUGCGAGCUGGACUUGAUCUUCAACUUCCAAAAGGCAUACGCCAUCUUGGACGAGUUGAUUAUAUCUGGAGAGCUGCAGGAGUCGUCCAAGAAGUCAGUCCUGAGAGUGGUCACGCAAGCAGAUACUGUGGAGGAGCAAGAAGUCACAGAAGACUCCAUAACACGGCUAGGUCUCUGA